This is a messenger RNA of Diplodia corticola, 1755 nucleotides long. Its product is annotated as homeobox and c2h2 transcription protein. The record is from RefSeq and is a predicted model, not a curated record. Bases 1 to 1755 code for a protein of 584 amino acids. The transcript is spliced from 2 exons. NCBI's taxonomy places the organism in Eukaryota, Fungi, Ascomycota, Dothideomycetes, Botryosphaeriales, Botryosphaeriaceae.
AUGUCUGACCGAGCCCUGCCGCCUGCCCAGCAGGGCACGAAGCGCACCUUAUCCGGCUCCACCCGCCCCAAGCACCACACCGUCGCCUCCAAGGCCUCGAGCUCGCACCUCUCCCACGCGCCCUCGUCCGUCUCUUCGGCCUCGCUGCUGCAGGAGGAGUCGCCCGUCACCCCCGACAUCUUCGCCCACAUCGAUGCCAUCAAGCACAUCGACGACAAGCUGAUCUUCGAGCUGCUCCGCAGCGCUCGCUUCUACGCAAGCAUUGGGCCUGGCGCAAGCCCCUCGGCCGACUCCAGCAGGCCCGCCUCCACCGUGCCCAGCCUGUGCUCCGACAACCGCUCUUCCAUUGCCUCCUCGGCCAUGUUCUCCCUCUUCAGCAAGCCGAGCCUCGGCUCUCUGCGAUCUGCUGCCUCGCAGCCCGAGUCCUCCAGCCUGUCGCGGAGCAAGUCCCACAUGGAGCUUCGCCAGGCUCGUCAGCCAUCCAUCAAGUCGGACCGCUCGACUUCCUCGGCAAGCAACUCUUCUCUCGGCAGGUCGCGUUCUGUUCGCCAUGACUCGGCCUCCACCGCCGAGAAGCCGCUCCCCCCCGUGCCCAUGAAGGAUGUCCAGGGCCAGUCCGUGCCGCCACAGGUCACGCAACCAACCAAGAACUAUGCCUGCACCUUCUGCGAGCAGACCUUCAAGCACCGUGCAUACUGGCUCUGCCACGAGGAGGAGCUGCACGAGCAGCCCCGUCGCUGGACCUGCCCUGACUGCUACCGCAGCUUCUUCGCCGAGAAGAAGUACCGCAAGCAUCACUACGAGUCGCACGGCUGCUCCAGUUGCGGCAUGAAGAAGGAUGCCGAGCGUACACUGAACGUUACUGAGCGCUGUUCCAUGCAAGGCGUCAUCGAGGGCAGGGAGGGCAAGCCUGUCCGCAACAAGACCUGUGCUGAGAAAGCCAUGCUUCGCGUUCACAACAAGAAGGCUUACGGCUGCGGCUUCUGCGUGACUCUGUGCCGCAGCUGGAGCGAGCGUUGUGACCACGUCGCCCGCCACUACGAGACCGGCGUUUCAAAGAACGAUUGGUGCUUCACUAGUGUCGUCAAGAGCCUGCUUCUCCAGUCCGAGCUGGCCAUUGCCUGGGAGAAGCUGUUGACAAAGGAGCACGGUAUGGACAAGGCUUCCUGGCCAACCUUUGUCUGGGACAAGCGGGAGGCGCGCGACUUGGUGCGCUCCAUGGAGCAGAACGGUAUGAUUCACGAGAAGGUCAAGGAGAUCGCGCGCAGUGCCUACGACCACGCCCACGUUGAGGAGACCAAGAGGACCGACGAGACUCCGUCGCUGCCGACAGACAUUGCGCCGCCGAAACAGGAGCCCGUUGAGGAGCAAACCCCGGCACCUGCCGCCCAAUAUCUCCUUCCCAUGCCAACAGAGCAACGCCCGCACUCCACCCCGGUUCUCUCUCAGCAGCCAAUGCAGUUCCCCCACCACCCCCACCACAGCACUUUCUCUGUUUCCUCCAUGCCAGACCCGCCAGCCGCCUACACCGGCCAGCGCGCGUCAAAGGAGUUUGAGCUGCUCAGCCAGGCCAUUGACGAGCAAUUAGCGUCAGGUCCUUUUGUCGUCGACUUUGACUUCGCCCCAGGCUGGGACCCCAUGCAGAUGUCACCGCAGCCGCCGCCACACCAGGAGGACAUCGUCGCCUUCACGCAUCCUGGCGCCUACUCGGCAUUCACCGCCGCGCAUCCCGACAAGGGAGCGUGGCCGCUGUAG